This is a messenger RNA of Acinonyx jubatus (cheetah), 1299 nucleotides long. RefSeq names its product transcription factor 21 (gene TCF21). The transcript is spliced from 2 exons. Gene Ontology annotation, biological process: developmental process; regulation of transcription by RNA polymerase II. NCBI's taxonomy places the organism in Eukaryota, Metazoa, Chordata, Mammalia, Carnivora, Felidae. The coding region runs from base 287 to 826 and encodes 179 amino acids. The record is from RefSeq and is a predicted model, not a curated record. Gene Ontology annotation, molecular function: DNA-binding transcription factor activity, RNA polymerase II-specific; RNA polymerase II transcription regulatory region sequence-specific DNA binding; protein dimerization activity.
CUAGUGUCCACCAAAUUCCUCAGCGCUCUCUCACACUCCUCUGCGGCCAGGACUCCGGGGGUGGGGACACAGAGCCGGGUUCCUCCCCGCAGAAGCCCUCUCGGUUCCUUCUCACAGCUCUGCGAAGGGGAAAAGGAGUGUAAGACUCAACCAGCCCCCCGACUCCCGCUCCCAGCACGAGGUGGCCGCUCCGCCCUCCACCCCCGGGGGCCCACUGGUUUGGGGCUCGCGCUCGCUCGCUCUCUGUCUCUCUCUCUCUCUCUCUCUCUGAUCCUCUCCCCCAAACAUGUCCACCGGCUCCCUCAGCGAUGUGGAGGACCUCCAAGAGGUGGAGAUGCUGGACUGCGACGGGCUGAAAAUGGACUCGGGCAAGGAGUUUGUGACUUCCAACGAGAGCACCGAGGAGAGCUCCAACUGCGAGGCGGGGUCGCCCCAGAAGGGCCGCGGAGGCCUGGGCAAGAGGAGGAAGGCGCCCACCAAGAAGAGCCCCUUGGGCGGCGUCAGCCAGGAGGGGAAGCAGGUCCAGCGCAACGCGGCCAACGCGCGCGAGAGGGCCCGGAUGCGGGUGCUGAGCAAGGCCUUCUCCAGGCUCAAGACCACCUUGCCCUGGGUGCCCCCGGACACCAAGCUCUCCAAGCUGGACACGCUCAGGCUGGCGUCCAGCUACAUCGCGCACUUGAGGCAGAUCCUGGCGAACGACAAGUACGAGAACGGUUACAUUCACCCGGUCAACCUGACGUGGCCCUUUAUGGUGGCCGGGAAACCCGAGAGUGACCUGAAAGAAGUGGUGACCGCGAGCCGCUUAUGUGGAACCACAGCAUCCUGACCUUGGAGGUGCGAGUCUGGGAAAGGCGCGCUCCCGGGGGGAGCAGGCCCCGGGAAGGCGACCCCUGCCCUCCCUGCUCUCUGUCUCUGCUUCCCCCUCGCGACGCUCCUCUCCCUGCCCCCUCCCCCCCCCCCCACCUCGAGAACACUUUACAGCGACGAGGAGAUUCGUUUCCAAACCAGAGGAGAUCAAUUGUACUUACAAAGAUUCCCAUCUAUUUAACUUUAUUAACUUCUACCGUGAAUGACUCUGCGAGCCUUGCUGGUCCAAGUGCCAUACGUAAUUAUAAAUAUAUAAAUAGAUAAUAAGAGCAUAUCGACGUGUAUCUUUUGUACAAUAUGUUGUAAAUUGUAGAUCAUAGAAUAGCUGACUUUGACAGUCACAUUUAUAAAGUAAUUCACGUAAAGAUAUAUAUUUUUUUCAAACAGGUUUUGCUACUUUCAAAAAUAAAUCUUUCUUUAUAUUGCUAAAAA